Molecule: messenger RNA, 1141 nt
Organism: Siniperca chuatsi (mandarin fish)
Lineage: Eukaryota; Metazoa; Chordata; Actinopteri; Centrarchiformes; Sinipercidae
Gene: abitram
Product: actin binding transcription modulator
Exons: 6
Coding region: 163-732 (189 amino acids)
Biological process (GO): regulation of actin filament polymerization; regulation of filopodium assembly; dendrite morphogenesis
Cellular component (GO): nucleus; dendrite; filopodium tip
Molecular function (GO): actin monomer binding; actin filament binding
Source: RefSeq, a predicted model, not a curated record
CACAACGUUGACUGCCAAGAAGAAGAAGAAGAAGAAGAAGGACCGCCCGUCCGGUGGCGCCACAUGUUUUGCUGUCCGUCUAGCAAAGUAACUAUAGUGAACAAGCGUAGACAUUGCUUUAAAUUAGUAAUUUUCUUACAACCUGUAUUGUGAAUACUUUUGAUGGACUGCGUAGAGCAGAAAGACCCAGAAGCAAAGGCGCCUUCAGUUGUCGACCGAUAUUACACACGAUGGUACAGAGCCGAUAUGAAGGGGAAACCAUGUGAGGACCACUGCAUCCUGCAGCAUUCAAACAGAAUAUGUGUUGUCACAUUAGCAGACACUCACCCGAUCCUUCAGAGUGGGCGGACAAUCAAAAGCAUCAAUUACCAGAUCAGUAAUGGCUGCAGUCGGCUGAACAAUAAAGUGUCUGGGAAGUCCAAGCGGGGGGGUCAGUUCCUUACAGAUUUUGCUCCUCUGUGUAGGAUAACAUGCACAGAUGAAACUGAAUACACAAUCUACAGUUGCAUCCGGGGCCGUCUUCUUGAGGUCAAUGAGAGUAUUUUAGAAACACCUACACUCUUGCUGGAAAAGUGCUUUGUCAAAUCUGAACAGCCAUCCACCGAAGGAUACAUCGCUGUCAUCCUGCCAAAGUUUGAGGAGAGCAAGAGCAUAACGGAGAAUCUUCUGAGCAGAGAGGAGUUUGAGAGCGUCGUCUCCAAACGUACUGUUGGCCAAUCACAACCCACUUGACGGAGCUCCACUUUCUCUACUUAUUUAAGUCAAAACUGUUCUGGGAGAGCUUCCCUUCAUUCCACUCCCACCAGGUUGGAUGAAGACUGAGAACAUUAUCCUGGAAUGUGACAUUUAUGUCAUUUAUGUGUGGUCACUUCAAAGGGACUAUUGCAGAUAAUGCAAGCACAGCACUGUGCCUCUAGACUAUUUACACAUUGCUUUUCAUUGUUUUGGAAAUUGAGGAAGGUUUCAGGAAGCACUUAGCAUUCAAGUUCUUUAUUCAUUGUUUGGUUUUUCUAAUUUAAAAAUUAGGAAAUAGAGGAAAGCAUGACAUAUUGUCUCUUUGUUAAAUACCCCGAACUAAUAUCCAGUUUGAAUUAUUUUUAUAGAAAGUCAAUAAAGACAACAGACAGUGAUUUAAGAAAAA